AUGGUGGAGAUAUAUUUCAACGUUCAAUCCGACAACGGCUCAAUCACUGAUGAUCAUGCCUUGAGGAGAUGGAGCACACAAUACCUGCGUGCUCUGGAAGACAAGAAAGACCUUCGGAUCGGUUCGAAGCUGAGAACCCUUUUGACUGGUGCAGGGUUUGUCGAGGUAGACACAAAGAUGAUCCCUCUUCCUUUGUCUGCAUGGUCGACUGAUCCACGGAUGCGAGAGAUCGGUCGAUUCAAUCGUGAAAACAUACAGCAACUUCUCCGAUCGCUCGCAAUAUAUCCAUUGACUCAACGCUUGCACAUGUCACCAGCGAGUUUCGACUCUUUGGUGGACCAAGCACAGCACGAAGCAGCAGAUCUCACAUUAAAAGCAUACUUUCCACUGUAG
Penicillium paradoxum is the source of this 393-nucleotide messenger RNA. RefSeq lists its product as uncharacterized. The record is from RefSeq and is a predicted model, not a curated record. Lineage: Eukaryota; Fungi; Ascomycota; Eurotiomycetes; Eurotiales; Aspergillaceae. Bases 1 to 393 code for a protein of 130 amino acids. The transcript has 2 exons.